AUGUAUUUGACAUUAUAUCAGCAUGGUUUAGUUUAUUGUGGUUCCAUUGUUCCAGCUGAACAAGCUGAUGUCAGUGAGGUCAUCACACAGCAAACCAUAGUUUCACAAGAAAUUAUAACGGAAACAGAAAGAAAUGUUACUACAGAAACCGUACAAGACACAGAAGAAGAAGAAACUAUAUUAGCAGAUGUGGAAGUAGCAGCCCCUCGUGAAGAUACUGUUGAAGAGACCAAGGAAACAAUUGAAGUGAAGUCUGAUAUUUCUGAAGUGACUACCAAAGAGGAGGUAGUUGAAAGUGAGAAAACUUUAGAAAGUGAAGAAGUUGAAAUUUCAGCACCAAAAGAAGAGACCAUUGAAGAAAUCAGAGAGACUACAGAGAUCAAACCAAAGGUAAUUUCCGAGGUUGACACCAAAGAGGAACUGAUCAAAGAAGAAGAGAAACCUUCAGAGGGAGUGGAUGUUGAAAUUGAAGCUCCUAAAGAAGAGACUACUGAAGAGAUCAAAGAAGUCUCUGAAGUCCAAGUUGAAGUUGUUUCUGAAGUUGAUACCAAAGAGGAACUUGUUGAAGAAGAGAAACCUUCAGAGGGAGUUGAUGUAGAAAUUGAAGCUCUAAAAGAAGAGACCACUGAAGAGAUCAAAGAAGUCUCUGAAGUCCAAGUUGAAGUUGUUUCUGAAGUUGACACCAAAGAAGAACUUGUUGAAGAAGAGAAACCUUCAGAAGCUCCUAAAGAAGAAACCACUGAAAAGAUCAAAGAAGUCUCUGAAGUCCAAGUUGAAGUUCUUUCUGAAGUUGACACCAAAGAGGAACUUGUUGAAGAAGAGAAGCCUUCAGAGGGAGUUGAUGUAGAAAUUGAAGCUCCUAAAGAAGAAACCACUAAAGAGAUCAAAGAAGUCUCUGAAGUCCAAGUUGAAGUUGUUUCUGAAGUUGACACCAAAGAAGAACUUGUUGAAGAAGAGAAACCUUCUGAGGAAGUCGAUGUUGAAAUUGAAGCUCCUAAAGAAGAAACCACUGAAGAGAUCAAAGAAGUCUCUGAAGUCCAAGUUGAAGUUCUUUCUGAAGUUGACACCAAAGAAGAACUUGUUGAAGAAGAGAAACCUUCAGAGGGAGUUGAUGUAGAAAUUGAAGCUCCUAAAGAAGAAACUACUGAAGAGAUCAAAGAAGUCUCUGAAGUCCAAGUUGAAGUUGUUUCUGAAGUUGACACCAAAGAAGAACUUGUUGAAGAAGAGAAACCUUCAGAGGGAGUUGAUGUAGAAAUUGAAGCUCCUAAAGAAGAGACCACUGAAGAGAUCAAAGAAGUCUCUGAAGUCCAAGUUGAAGUUGUUUCUGAAGUUGAUACUAAAGAAGAACUUGUUGAAGAAGAUAAACCUUCAGAAGGUGUGGAUGUUGAAAUUGAAGCUCCAAAAGAAGAGACCACUGAAGAGAUCAAAGAAGUCUCUGAAGUUCAAGUUGAAGUUGUUUCUGAAGUUGACACCAAGGAAGAACUUGUUGAAGAAGAUAAACCUUCAGAAGGUGUUGAUAUUGAAAUUGAAGCUCCCAAAGAAGAAACGACCGAAGAGAUCUCUUUGGAAAUAACCAAGGAAGAGAAACAAAAAGAAGAAACUUCUGAAGUCACCUUGGAAGUAACUGACGAAGAAAAACCAAAAGAUGACAUCUCUGAAGUUUCAUUGAAAAUAACCGAGGAAGAGAAAACAGUGGAAGAAAUUUCUGAAGUCUCCAUGGAAAUUACUGAGGAAGAAAAAACAGUCGAAGAAACUUCUGAAGUUUCCUUGGAAAUAACUGAGGAAGAAAAACCAAAAGAAGAAACUUCUGAAGUCUCCUUGGAAAUUACUGAGGAAGAAAAACCAAAAGAAGAAAAAGCUGAAGUCUCUUUGGGAAUAACUGAGGAAGAAAAACCAAAAGAAAAAACUUCUGAAGUCUUUUUGGAAAUUACUGAGGAAGAAAAAACAGUUGAAGAAACUUCUGAAGUUUCCUUGGAAAUAACUGAGGAAGAAAAACCAAAAGAAGAAACUUCUGAAGUCUCCUUGGAAAUUACUGAGGAAGAAAAACCAAAGGAAGAAACUUCUGAAGUCGCCUUGGAAAUUACUGAGGAAGAAAAACCAAAGGAAGAAACUUCUGAAGUCGCCUUGGAAAUUACUGAGGAAGAAAAACCAAAAGAAGAAAUCGCUGAAAUCUCCAUGGAAAUUACUAAGAAAGAAAAACCAAAAGAAGAAAUAGCUGAAGUCUCUUUGGAAAUUACUGAGGAAGAAAAACCAAAGGAAGAAACUUCUGAAGUCUCCAUGGAAAUUACUGAGGAAGAAAAAACAGUCGAAGAAACUUCUGAAGUUUCCUUGGAAAUAACUGAGAAAGAAAAACCAAAAGAAGAAACUUCUGAAGUCUCCUUGGAAAUUACUGAGGAAGAAAAACCAAAAGAAGAAAUAGCUGAAGUCUCUUUGGAAAUAACUGAGGAAGAAAAACCAAAGGAAGAAACUUCUGAAGACGCCUUGGAAAUUACUGAGGAAGAAAAACCAAAAGAAGAAAUAGCUGUAGUCUCUUUGGAAAUAACUGAGGAAGAAAAACCAAAAGAAGAAACUUCUGAAGUCUCCUUGGAAAUUACUGAGGAAGAAAAACCAAAAGAAGAAAUAGCUGAAGUCUCUUUGGAAAUUACUGAGGAAGAAAAACCAAAAGAAGAAACAGCUGAAGUCGCCUUGGAAAUUACUGAGGAAGAAAAACCAAAAGAAGAAACUUCUGAAGUCGCCUUGGAAAUUACUGAGGAAGAAAAACCAAAAGAAGAAAUAGCUGAAGUCUCUUUGGAAAUAACUGAGGAAGAAAAAGCAAAAGAAGAAACUUCUGAAGUCUCCUUGGAAAUAACUGAGGAAGAAAAACCAAAAGAAGAAAAAGCUGAAGUCUCUUUGGGAAUAACUGAGGAAGAAAAACCAAAAGAAGAAACCUCUGAAGUCUCCUUGGAAAUUACUGAGGAAGAAAAACCAAAAGAAGAAACUUCUGAAGUCUCCUUGGAAAUUACUGAGGAACAAAAAACAGUUGAAGAAACUUCUGAAGUUUCCUUGGAAAUCACUCAGGAAGAAAAACCAAAAGAAGAACUAGCUGAAGUCUCUUUGGAUAUAUCUGAGGAAGAAAAACCAAAAGAAGAAACUUCUGAAGUCGCCUUGGAAAUUACUGAGGAAGAAAAACCAAAAGAAGAAACUUCCGAAGUCUCCUUGGAAAUUACUGAGGAAGAAAAACCAGUGGAAGAAACCUCUGAAGUUGCCUUGGAAAUUACUAAGGAAGAAAAACCAAAAGAAGAAAUAGCUGAAGUCGCCUUGGAAAUUACUGAGGAUGAAAAACCAGUGGAAGAAACAUCUGAAGUCUCCUUGGAAAUUACUGAGGAAGAAAAACCAAAAGAAAAAAUAGCUGAAGUCUCUUUGGAAAUAACUGAGGAAGACAGACCAGUGGAAGAAACCUCUGAAGUCUCCUUGGAAAUUACUGAGGAAGAAAAACCAAAAGAAGAAACUUCUGAUGUCUCUUUGGAAAUAACUGAGCAAGAAAAACCAAAAGAAGAAACUUCUGAAGUCUCCUUGGAAAUUACUGAGGAACAAAAAACAGUUGAAGAAACUUCUGAAGUUUCCUUGGAAAUAACUGAGGAAGAUAAACCAAAAGAAGAAACUUCCGAAGUCUCCGUGGAAAUUACUGAGGAAGAAAAACCAGUGGAAGAAACCUCUGAAGUUGCCUUGGAAAUUACUGAGGAAGAAAAACCAAAAGAAGAAAUAGCUGAAGUCGCCUUGGAAAUUACUGAGGAAGAAAAACCAAAGGAAGAAACUUCUGAAGUCUCCUUGGAAAUAACUGAGGAAGAAAAACCAGUGGAAGAAACAUCUGAAGUCUCCUUGGAAAUUACUGAGGAAGAAAAACCAAAAGAAGAAAUAGCUGAAGUCUCUUUGGAAAUAACUGAGGAAGACAGACCAGUGGAAGAAACCUCUGAAGUCUCCUUGGAAAUUACUAAGGAAGAAAAACCAAAAGAAGAAACUUCUGACGUCUCCUUGGAAAUAACUGAGCAAGAAAAACCAAAAGAAGAAAUAGCUGAAGUCUCUUUGGAAAUAACUGAGGAAGAAAAACCAAAAGAAGAAACUUCUGAAGUCUCUUUGGAAAUUACCAAGGAAGAAAAACCACAAGAAAAGAUAGCUGAAGUCUCUUUGGAAAUUACUGAGGAAGAAAAAAUAGUGGAAGAAACCUCUGAAGUUUCCUUGAAAGUAACUGAGGAAGAAAAAACAGUAGAAGAAAUCUCUGAAGUCUCCUUGAAAAUUACCGAUGAAGAAAAACUAGUUGAAGAAACUUCUGAAGUCUCCUUGGAAAUUACUGAGGAAGAAAAACCAAAAGAAGAAAUAGCUGAAGUCUCUUUGGAAAUUACUGAGGAAGAAAAACCAAAAGAAGAAACUUCUGAAAUCUCCUUGGAAAUAACUGAGGAAGAAAAACCAAAAGAAGAAAUAGCUGAAGUCUCUUUGGAAAUUACUGAGGAAGAAAAACCAAAGGAAGAAACUUCUGAAAUCUCCUUGGAAAUUACUGAGGAAGAAAAACCAAAAGAAGAAAUAGCUGAAGUCUCUUUGGAUAUAUCUGAGGAAGAAAAACCAAAAGAAGAAACAUCUGAGGUUGCCUUGGAAAUUACUGAGGAAGAAAAACCAAAAGAAGAAACUUCUGAAGUCGCCUUGGAAAUUACUGAGGAAGAAAAACCAAAAGAAGAAAUAGCUGAAGUCUCUUUGGAAAUAACUGAGGAAGAAAAACCAAAAGAAGAAACUUCUGAAGUCUCCUUGGAAAUUACUGAGGAAGAAAAACCAAAAGAAGAAAAAGCUGAAGUCUCUUUGGGAAUAACUGAGGAAGAAAAACCAAAAGAAGAAACCUCUGAAGUCUCCUUGAAAAUUACUGAGGAAGAAAAACCAAAAGAAGAAACUUCUGAAGUCUCCUUGGAAAUUACUGAGGAACAAAAAACAGUUGAAGAAACUUCUGAAGUUUCCUUGGAAAUAACUGAGGAAGAUAAACCAAAAGAAGAAACUUCCGAAGUCUCCUUGGAAAUUACUGAGGAGGAAAAACCAAAAGAAGAAACUUCUGAAGUCGCCUUGGAAAUUACUGAGGAAGAAACACCAAAAGAAGAAACUUCUGAAGUCUCCUUGGAAAUUACUGAGGAAGAAACACCAAAAGAAGAAACUUCCGAAGUCUCCUUGGAAAUUACUGAGGAAGAAACACCAAAAGAAGAAACUUCCGAAGUCUCCUUGGAAAUUACUAAGGAAGAAACAACAAAAGAAGAAACUUCUGAAGUUUCCUUGGAAAUUACUGAGGAAGAAAAACCAGUGGAAGAAACUUCUGAAGUCUCCUUGGAAAUUACUGAGGAAGAAAAACCAAAGGAAGAAAUACCUGAAGCCACCUUGGAAAUUACUGAGGAAGAAAAACCAGUGGAAGAAACCUCUGAAGUCGCCUUGGAAAUUACUGAGGAAGAAAAACCAAAAGAAGAAAUAGCUGAAGUCUCUUUGGAUAUAACUGAGGAAGAAAAACCAGUGGAAGAAACCUCUGAAGUCUCUUUGGAAAUUACUGAGGAAGAAAAACCAAAAGAAGAAAUCUCUGAAGUUGCCUUGGAAAUUACUGAGGAAGAAAAACCAAAAGAAGAAAAAGCUGAAGUCUCUUUGGAUAUUACUGAGGAAGAAAAACCAGUGGAAGAAACCUCUGAAGUCUCCUUGGAAAUAACUCAGAAAGAAAAACCAAAAGAAGAAACUUCUGAAGUCGCCUUGGAAAUUACUGAGGAAGAAAAACCAAAGGAAGAAACCUCUGAAGUCUCCUUGGAAAUUACUGAGGAAGAAAAACCAAAAGAAGAAAUAGCUGAAGUCUCUUUGGAUAUAACUGAGGAAGAAAAACCAAAAGAAGAAAUCUCUGAAGUCUCUUUGGAUAUAACUGAGGAAGAAAAACCAGUGGAAGAAACUUCUGAAAUUUCCUUGGGAGUAUCUGAGGAAGAAAAACCAAAAGAAGAAACCUCUGAAGUCUCCUUGGAAAUUACUGAGGAAGCAAAACCAAAAGAAGAAACCUCUGAAGUCGCCUUGGAAAUUACUGAGGAAGAAAAACCAAAAGAAGAAAUAGCUGAAGUCUCCUUGGAAAUUACUGAGGAAGAAAAACCAAAAGAAGAAACCUCUGAAGUCGCCUUGGAAAUUACUGAGGAAGAAAAACCAAAAGAAGAAACCUCUGAAGUCUCCUUGGAAAUUACUGAGGAAGAAAAAACAGUGGAAGAAACUUCUGAAAUUUCAUUGAAAGUAACUGAGGAAGAAAUACCAGUGGAAGAAACUUCUGAAGUCUCCUUGAAAAUUACUGAGGAAGAAAAACCAAAAGAAGAAACCUCUGAAGUCUCCUUGGAAAUAUCUGAGGAAGAAAAAACAAUCGAAGAAACUUCUGAAGUCUCCUUGGAAAUUACUGAGGAAGAAAAACCAAAAGAAGAAAUAGCUGAAGUCUCUUUGGAAAUAACUGAGGAAGAAAAACCAAAGGAAGAAAUCUCUGAAGUCGCCUUGGAAAUUACUCAGGAAGAAACACCAAAAGAAGAAACCUCUGAAGUCUCCUUGGAAAUAACUGAGGAAGAAAAACCAAAGAAAGAUGUCUCAGAGGUAGAUCUUGAUGUGAAGCUUGACAUGAAGGAACAAGUUUUCACACAAGAAUCAGUAGACGUAACUCUUGACGAAAAAGAACAAACCAAGAGAGAGGACUCUGGCAUACAAGUUGAAGAAACUAUUGAUAUAUCUGACACUGUUGACUCUGAACUAACUGUUGAUGUAGACUCUGAUUUCAGAAGUAAGCUUUCAGAAGCAACUGAUGUUGAAGUAGUUAUAAAAGACGAUUCCAAAGGUACCAGCAACUAUGUGCUACAGACAUGCAACCAACGAAUUUUGGCUCAAUGUUUACAUUCUUAA
Lottia gigantea (owl limpet) is the source of this 6909-nucleotide messenger RNA. RefSeq lists its product as hypothetical. The coding region runs from base 1 to 6909 and encodes 2302 amino acids. The transcript is spliced from 4 exons. NCBI's taxonomy places the organism in Eukaryota, Metazoa, Mollusca, Gastropoda, Lottiidae. The record is from RefSeq and is a predicted model, not a curated record.